AGCAAUAAGCAAAUAUAAAAGCCCCAGUCUCAGUUCUGUUCAUUAUUGUAUGUUAUUUGCGAAGUAUACUUCCAAAAUGCAUUUGUACCGAAAUGGACAUUGAAGAAGUGCUAGGUAAGUAGGUUAAACGCUGAACAAAUCCAGAAGUAAUUUCGAUUCCAUUAAGACUAGAAAAUGCUCUUCAUUAAUGUGUGUAGGUAACUGCGGUGGCAUGUCACUGAAUUGCGGUGGCAUAUCAUUGAAAAUUAAUACUGAUGAAAGUGUAGCGUUGUAACCGGCCGUGAGCCUGCUUCCGUAUGCGCUAGCAUGAGCAAACAUAUUUUGUUUCCCACCAGACGCGAUAAUUACAGUCAGUUUAAAUAGCAAAAUCAAAUGUAAAUGAAUUAUAUCAAUUUUGGACAUGUCAAAACACAUGAAAUAGUCACGUAGGUUGAGACUACGCUAGCUAACACAUUUAACUUAGAGUAGGCUAGAUGAACAAGUGGGCUGCCUUUUCCCUCGUAUUUAUCUUUUUAUAAAUAGAUUCGGCUUUUCUGAUAUGCGAGCCGGCUCCUAACGUUCACCUACAAGAGCCGGCUCUUAGAGCCAACUCGUUGGCGAACGACUCAUCACUGGUGGACAUCCACCGUGAGUGGUAGACCUUCCAAGCCAGUAAUCUGGCGAGCUCAAACUAAAAUCAGGGCGCCUACUCCUACAAGGUUAAUUGACCCACAGUCCCACACCGUGGCGUGAUAUAAUUCACUUGACAUUCAAAUGAGUCAUAUGUCACCAUUCCGAUUAUUUGGUGCGGGUGCCUCGUGCCGCCUGCGGCAAGAUGCCGCACGGGGCUGCUGACCAUGUCGCCCAUAACUAAAUCAUAGGUCAGCAUUUUUGAAUGAAAUCUGACGUAAUAAUGAUAUAUGAUGACGUAAACGAGCAAUAAGCAAAUAUAAAAGCCCCAGUCUCAGUUCUGUUCAUUAUUGUAUGUUAUUUGCGAAGUAUACUUCCAAAAUGCAUUUGUACCGAAAUGGACAUUGAAGAAGUGCUAGGUAAGUAGGUUAAACGCUGAACAAAUCCAGAAGUAAUUUCGAUUCCAUUAAGACUAGAAAAUGCUCUUCAUUAAUGUGUGUAGGUAACUGCGGUGGCAUGUCACUGAAUUGCGGUGGCAUAUCAUUGAAAAUUAAUACUGAUGAAAGUGUAGCGUUGUAACCGGCCGUGAGCCUGCUUCCGUAUGCGCUAGCAUGAGCAAACAUAUUUUGUUUCCCACCAGACGCGAUAAUUACAGUCAGUUUAAAUAGCAAAAUCAAAUGUAAAUGAAUUAUAUCAAUUUUGGACAUGUCAAAACACAUGAAAUAGUCACGUAGGUUGAGACUACGCUAGCUAACACAUUUAACUUAGAGUAGGCUAGAUGAACAAGUGGGCUGCCUUUUCCCUCGUAUUUAUCUUUUUAUAAAUAGAUUCGGCUUUUCUGAUAUGCGAGCCGGCUCCUAACGUUCACCUACAAGAGCCGGCUCUUAGAGCCAACUCGUUGGCGAACGACUCAUCACUGGUGGACAUCCACCGUGAGUGGUAGACCUUCCAAGCCAGUAAUCUGGCGAGCUCAAACUAAAAUCAGGGCGCCUACUCCUACAAGGUUAAUUGACCCACAGUCCCACACCGUGGCGUGAUAUAAUUCACUUGACAUUCAAAUGAGUCAUAUGUCACCAUUCCGAUUAUUUGGUGCGGGUGCCUCGUGCCGCCUGCGGCAAGAUGCCGCACGGGGCUGCUGACCAUGUCGCCCAUAACUAAAUCAUAGGUCAGCAUUUUUGAAUGAAAUCUGACGUAAUAAUGAUAUAUGAUGACGUAAACGAGCAAUAAGCAAAUAUAAAAGCCCCAGUCUCAGUUCUGUUCAUUAUUGUAUGUUAUUUGCGAAGUAUACUUCUAAAAUGCGUUUGUACCGAAAUGGACAUUGAAGAAGUGCUAGGUAAGUAGGUUAAACGCUGCACAAAUCCAGAAGUAAUUUAGAUUCCAUUAAGACUAGAAAAUGCACUUCAUUAAUGUGUGUUGGUAAUUGCGUUGGCAUGUCACUGAAUUGCGGUGGCAUAUCACUGAAAGUUAACACUGAUGAAAUAUAGCGUUGUUACCGGCCGUGAGCCUGCUUCCGUAUGCGCUAGCACGAGCAAAAAAUAUAUGUUGUUUCCCAUCCGACGCGAUAAUUACAGUCAGUAUAAAUAUCAAUAAAAUGUAAAUGAAUAAUAUUAAUUUUGGACAUGUCUAAACAUACAUGAAAUAGUCACGUAGGUUGAGACUACGCUUGCUAGCACAUUUGACUUACAGUAGGCUAGAUGAACAAGUGGGCUGCCUUUUUCCUCGAAUGCAUUAAUGACCAGUACACAUGAAGAGUGGUAAUAUGUGGACAGUGUACAUAUGCUCACAUAAAAUGUGGGACUGGAACCCUGACAAUGUAGUUAUUCAUAGUUGGUAAAACAUAACUGUUGAAACGGACAUAAACAAUAGGUGAAAUUCUGUACUUCACAGGUCUUGAAUGUUCCCAGGCACUGGAGCCUGGUGAGAUGGUUACCUCUCCAUCUCCCAGUAAGUCCCAGAUCUCAGAGAUUGAUUUUAUUCCUGGGACCAGUGCGAUGACAACUGAAAAUCUUGAAAAUGACUCUCUAGAGAACCUCCUGAGGUCUCAUCCGUAAGUCUGUUGUAGGGGUGUGACUCCUCCCCAAUUUGCUUCCUAACUUCCUGUCUUUCUAGGGAGAUUUUCCAAACCAUUUUAUUUCUGCAUCUUAUUGUUCUGUGUGUCUGUAUAAAUGCUGUGUGACAACUGAUGAUCUAAACAGGAUCUUAGACAAUUAACUUGAAUAGAUGACACAUCUUAUUAAAGAUUUAUGUUAUUUGUUUGUUUUCCAGGAAGAAAAAGGUUAUCAGGAAGGUCUUGAAAGAAAAGGUACUUAUUAUAGUUCUCUUUUGAGGUUGAUCAUUGUGCUCAUAAUACAGAAGAUCAAGUAGUAAAUGCUUGUUUGAAUGUGAUUUUUUUUUUCUUUCGAUGUAUCUGUUUCUGUUUUGAAGGUGGUGACAAUCGGCAAGUUGAAGGAUAUCAUUAAUUGGCUGACCUUUCUCUUCAAUGCGGUCUUCCUACCAGCAAUGUUCCUUUACCAGCCGUCAACCUUGGGCGGGAAGUCCCAUCAGCCCACUGCUGACACAGCUGAGGAGGUCCAAGCAGAGGCAGACCACAGCAGAGGCAGACGAACAGCAAGACCCUCCAAUGUCCCCAAGGACGCCGAACUAAUCAGCAGUAAAAUCCUGGAAGAUAUUUUUCAUUCACUACAGAAGGAAAAUAAUUCCCAGACUGACCCCAUGAGAGAUAGUAAAUUCACCUCAGUAAAUUCAGCGGAGCCCCAGGGACCAACCCAGUACUCAAAAAGGCCUGUCAACAGGAUCCUAUGGGAGAGGAUCUGUUUCUUUGGAAAGGGACUCAUCCACCUGGCUUACAAGAUGGUUCUGGACAACACUAUAGGCCUGAAGUCAGUGGCCCACCAGGGACAGUCCCAAGAAGACCUGGUCAACAUCCACAGAAUGGAGAAUACAUUUGUAGAAGAACUGUUGCUGAUGUUCUGCAAAGCUGCCACCAAACAUCUGGUGAUAGAACUAAUGGGCCUUCCAUCCAUCCUGGAUAGUGGCCUGCACUUCAAGUUGAUAAACACAGAUGCCUUGGGGUCCACAUCAAGAAAUGAAAUGUGGGGCAGCGACUCAAGAUUAACCAGUGAUUUUGUGCUGAAACAGACUGGUAUAAACUACAUACAUGUGAUGGAAAGCUCCCUAAUCUGCCAGUCCUCUGACUUCUCCAUUGACAAGAAUCAGGCAAUAAGGGCCAUCUGCGAGGUUAUGCUGUCCAAGAUGAGAGGCAUCCUGAAUAGAACGUCCAACAACACUGAAGAAUUGCUUCCCCCCCAGAAAGGAGUUGAUUCCGAAUAUGAAGACAUGCUACGCUGCAGUGUUCCAGAGGAACUGGCUCUGACUGAAGAUCUCAUAGAGAAGACUCCCUCCCUCCUGGAGAAGACUCCAUCACUCCUGCAUGAAGAGAUCUCUCUCUCCAGGCCUUCCACUGUCAUGAGCUUCCAGACCCUGAAGGUCAUCAUCGAGGACACCAUGUACAGAACGUAUGCCCCAGAGUGCCCGCAGUCCAGCAGGACCACCAACUCAUUUGGUCAAAUGAAGGAUCUCCUUGUAGAAGUCAAGUGUGCCCUGGAGCGCUUUGGAAUCUCUGUUUCAUUAGUGAAGGACAGCGUGGAGUUCAGUGAGGUGACUGCGGUGGAGGACAUUGUGAAUGUUGCAUCAAAAAGGAUGUCCUUGAGUUUACACACCAACCGUGUUCAACUGUAUGCCGCACGCCAGGGUGACAAGGCAUCCAUUCGUUCAAUGGCAAACUCCUUCGCACUAGUCAUCAAGAACUACGUCACACGCUAUUGGAGCCGUUUUGGAGAUUGUAGUGGGGGGUCAAGCUCCUCAUCAGAAGAAAUCCUGGAAGAGGACAAAGGGAUGACACCCACUGAGAAGCAGAGAUGGAACUCGGCCGUCUCAGGGCUUCAGACGCCCUCCCACCUCAACCGGAGAAGGAAUUCUGCCAGCUCGGCUCAGUGCAGCAGAAGCUCCCCCUCCACCGACAGUUUGGGCAGCACCACACUGGAAAGUAAACCACCAAUAACUGGGGUUUCUCUGUCAAUGGAUGAGAAAUUGAGGGAUGAGUCGGUGGCCCUGCAUGAAGAGAUACAUGAAGAGCUCUCUCUCUCCAGGCCUUCCACUGUCAUGAGCUUCCAGACCCUGAAGGUCAUCAUCGAGGACACCAUGUACAAAACGUAUGCCCCAGAGUGCCCGGAGUCCAGCAGGACCACCAACUCAUUUGGUCAAAUGAAGGAUCUCCUUGUAGAAGUCAAGUGUGCCCUGGAGCGCUUUGGAAUCUCUGUUUCAUUAGUGAAGGACAGCGUGGAGUUCAGUGAGGUGACUGCGGUGGAGGACAUUGUGAAUGUUGCAUCAAAAAGGAUGUCCUUGAGUUUACACACCAACCGUGUUCAACUGCAUGCCGCACGCCAGGGUGACAAGGCAUCCAUUCGUUCAAUGGCAAACUCCUUCGCACUAGUCAUCAAGAACUACGUCACACGCUAUUGGAGCCGUUUUGGAGAUUGUAGUGGGCGGUCAAGCUCCUCAUCAGAAGAAAUCCUGGAAGAGGACGAAGAGAUGACACCCACUGAGAAGCAGAGAUGGAACUCGGCCGUCUCAGGGCUUCAGACGCCCUCCCACCUCAACCGGAGAAGGAAAUCUGCCGGCUCGGCUCAGUGCAGCAGAAGCUCCCCCUCCACCGACAGUUUGGGCAGCACCACACAGGAAAGUAAACCACCAAUAACUGGGGUUUCUCUGUCAAUGGAUGAGAAAUUGAGGGAUGAGUCGGUGGCCCUGCAUGAAGAGAUACAUGAAGAGCUCUCUCUCUCCAGGCCUUCCACUGUCAUGAGCUUCCAGACCCUGAAGGUCAUCAUCGAGGACACCAUGUACAGAACGUAUGCCCCAGAGUGCCCGCAGUCCAGCAGGACCACCAACUCAUUUGGUCAAAUGAAGGAUCUCCUUGUAGAAGUCAAGUGUGCCCUGGAGCGCUUUGGAAUCUCUGUUUCAUUAGUGAAGGACAGCGUGGAGUUCAGUGAGGUGACUGCGGUGGAGGACAUUGUGAAUGUUGCAUCAAAAAGGAUGUCCUUGAGUUUACACACCAACCGUGUUCAACUGCAUGCCGCACGCCAGGGUGACAAGGCAUCCAUUCGUUCAAUGGCAAACUCCUUCGCACUAGUCAUCAAGAACUACGUCACACGCUAUUGGAGCCGUUUUGGAGAUUGUAGUGGGCGGUCAAGCUCCUCAUCAGAAGAAAUCCUGGAAGAGGACAAAGGGAUGACACCCACUGAGAAGCAGAGAUGGAACUCGGCCGUCUCAGGGCUUCAGACGCCCUCCCACCUUAACCGGAGAAGGAAAUCUGCCGGCUCGGCUCAGUGCAGCAGAAGCUCCCCCUCCACCGACAGUUUGGGCAGCACCACAAAGGAAAGUAAACCACCAAUAACUGGGGUUUCUCUGUCAAUGGAUGAGAAAUUGAGGGAUGAGGCGGUGGCCCUGCAUGAAGAGAUACAUGAAGAGCUCUCUCUCUCCAGGCCUUCCACUGUCAUGAGCUUCCAGACCCUGAAGGUCAUCAUCGAGGACACCAUGUACAGAACGUAUGCCCCAGAGUGCCCGGAGUCCAGCAGGACCACCAACUCAUUUGGUCAAAUGAAGGAUCUCCUUGUAGAAGUCAAGUGUGCCCUGGAGCGCUUUGGAAUCUCUGUUUCAUUAGUGAAGGACAGCGUGGAGUUCAGUGAGUUGACUGCGGUGGAGGACAUUGUGAAUGUUGCAUCAAAAAGGAUGUCCUUGAGUUUACACACCAACCGUGUUCAACUGCAUGCCGCACGCCAGGGUGACAAGGCAUCCAUUCGUUCAAUGGCAAACUCCUUCGCACUAGUCAUCAAGAACUACGUCACACGCUAUUGGAGCCGUUUUGGAGAUUGUAGUGGGCGGUCAAGCUCCUCAUCAGAAGAAAUCCUGGAAGAGGACAAAGGGAUGACACCCACUGAGAAGCAGAGAUGGAACUCGGCCGUCUCAGGGCUUCAGACGCCCUCCCACCUUAACCGGAGAAGGAAAUCUGCCGGCUCGGCUCAGUGCAGCAGAAGCUCCCCCUCCACCGACAGUUUGGGCAGCACCACAAAGGAAAGUAAACCACCAAUAACUGGGGUUUCUCUGUCAAUGGAUGAGAAAUUGAGGGAUGAGGCGGUGGACCAGGAUAAUGGGAGAUCAGAAAAGGGGAUACUCAGAAAGACUCUGUUUCUAAAGAAAAAUAAGGUGUCUCCCUUGUGUACCACAGGACCUGUAGCAGUUGACGAACCAGAGAAAAAACGGUCUCUCCUGAAGAGGAUAACAUCCGGACUGGCAAAGAUAUUUUGCUUCCCGUGCAAGAAAAGAAGCAAGAAGUAAAGGCCCCCUCUGUCACGAUUGGCAUUGUGGUGGAGAGGAAGGAACCAGGCGCAGGCAGAGUGGCAGUCAAUGAAGCAAUUAACUGAAAAGAACACAGAGCACUGAAACACACUAAACGAAAACAAAAGGUCUGGCUAUGCAGCAAAACUACAUUUACCACAGACGAGAACAAACGUAGACAAACACACACACACACAAACACACACUCCACUGUCCCCAAUUCUAAAUAAAUACAUUGACUUUCA
Esox lucius (northern pike) is the source of this 7247-nucleotide messenger RNA. RefSeq lists its product as uncharacterized. The record is from RefSeq and is a predicted model, not a curated record. Lineage: Eukaryota; Metazoa; Chordata; Actinopteri; Esociformes; Esocidae. The transcript is spliced from 4 exons. The coding region runs from base 3109 to 7002 and encodes 1297 amino acids.